This is a messenger RNA of Lipotes vexillifer (Yangtze River dolphin), 716 nucleotides long. RefSeq names its product prefoldin subunit 1 (gene PFDN1). Bases 31 to 399 code for a protein of 122 amino acids. The record is from RefSeq and is a predicted model, not a curated record. Gene Ontology annotation, biological process: protein folding. Gene Ontology annotation, molecular function: protein folding chaperone. NCBI's taxonomy places the organism in Eukaryota, Metazoa, Chordata, Mammalia, Artiodactyla, Lipotidae. Gene Ontology annotation, cellular component: cytoplasm; prefoldin complex. The transcript has 4 exons.
CCCACUGCGCAGGCGCAGGAGUGAAGCAAGAUGGCGGCCCCCGUGGAUUUGGAGUUGAAGAAGGCCUUCACAGAGCUUCAAGCCAAAGUGAUUGACACUCAACAGAAGGUGAAGCUUGCAGACAUACAGAUUGAACAGCUAAACAGAACGAAAAAGCAUGCACAUCUUACAGAUACAGAGAUUAUGACUUUGGUAGAUGAGACUAACAUGUAUGAAGGUGUAGGAAGAAUGUUUAUUCUUCAAUCCAAGGAGGCAAUUCAUAAUCAGCUGUUAGAGAAACAGAAGAUAGCAGAAGAAAAAAUUAAAGAAUUGGAACAGAAAAAAUCCUACCUGGAGCGGAGUGUGAAGGAAGCUGAGGACAAUAUCCGGGAGAUGCUGAUGGCACGAAGGGCACAGUAGGAAGCCUCUAGGGAAGCUCUUCCUCCUGACCCCUGCCAUUCCUGGCCAGGGGCCUGUAUAGGGAAACUGCUUCUGCUUUGCCUGAUGGACGUUUUAUCUGGAUGGUCUGGUAACCCUGUGUUUUAUGCAUCACCUGGAACCCCUUUCAGAUCCCAUCCCUGUAUUUUUUAUCCUGGCUCUGCCUGCCACCCUUCUUCCCUGGGGGUGAGUCAUGAACCCCCAGGAGAAGGAAGAUGGGAGCCGGGACAGAUAGGAGAGCUCUUCCUGGGCCUACGACUAGUCACGCUGGUCAGACCAAUAAAAGACAUCUGUCCCAC